GGUUGUGACAAGUGUAGAUAAGUCAGUCGUAGAUUGGGAUCGGUAGUGUUGUGAUUUUAUGAAGAGGAGAGCAUGAACGCGGAAUCGCCACGCCAUUUUCGAUCCAUCAAAACUCUUCUCGAUGAUUUUGGCUUUGCAGGCGCCAAGAUUUAAUGGACUUUAAUGGCUGCGACUUUUGGCUUCUCAUUAUUGUUCUUCUGUUCUAGUAGCCGGGGGGAGUUGUUGUUUUGAACCGUUUUUGUUUCAUGCCGGGCUAGGGUUUGCUGAGAUCCGAGUUGGAAACGUUAUUUUUUUUUUCAUCUUUUCUUUGUUUUGCGCGUUUUAAGAAAGAAAUCGGUGAAAUAUUGGCUAGAUAGUUUUCCCUUUUCAUUUUCAAGUGGAUUGGUGGAGGGAUUUGACGGUGGCGUUGAAAAGUUGAGGAGGUUUUGCUCUGGUUUUGUGGAGGAACACUGGUAAUGUUGAUCUUAAGUGUUCAUUGCUUUCGGCGGUGAAAUCGGUUUGAUCCGUGGUUUAACCGUGUGUUCUUUCCGCCUAUUCUGGCUAAAUCUGAGUUCUGGAAUCUGAAAUGGUGGUGUAUUUUGGGAUUAAUGGUUGAAAGAGUAAGUCGAUCUGUCUUGCCUCGAAGGAAGAGCGGACUGUCGUUGGCUUUGAGGCUAACUUUAAAUCUAAAGUGGUGAUUCCGGGUUUUAAACGAUGGAUGCUCCUUUUAAUAUUCUGUUGCUGAACAAAACCCUAAUCUAUUAAUAACACAUCAGAUCAUUUUAAACUCAGACUGUAAACCCUGGAAAACCUACGGAAGGCUGUCAAAGAUUUCUGCUCUGUUAUACUGCCAACAUCUUGCAGUAGCUCUUUUUUUACUUCUAUUUUUUAAAUCAGUCCAAAGAGACAAUACUCUAUUGUUAAAGAAAUUAAAAAGCAAAGAUCCAUAAAGAUAUCGCGAUUUGACUUCUGAGCUUUAUAGGGUUUCAAGUCCUGUCCGAUCUGAUUCCCUUUAGAACAUUCCAAGACAGUGAUGUUUCAGUGUAUUAUUGAAUCUCUACCGUCAGCACAGCGUGGUCCUUUCCAGUAUAGUAGAGAAAUUGUAAUGAAUGGUGAUUAACCUUUAAGAUGUUCUAAACCUUUAAAAAUACAAUGAAAUUGGUACUCAAUUAACCAUUCAUGUUUUAAGGCAUUGAGAGUUGAUAGGAAUACUGGCCGUUGUACAAGAACCUGUUUAUAGUACGGACUCCUUGAUCAUAGCAUCUGAUUCGGAAAGAACUCAGAUCCCGCUAAAUAUAGGCCAUGAUUUGCACUGCCCUUCGGCUGCCCAUUAAAUAUAGUUAAGGACAUAAGAGCAUCUUGUAUUGGCAAUAAAAGAGUCACUCAAGAUUAAAGUUGUCGAGUUCAUAAGGAAAAAGUAGGCAUUGUAAGGAAACGGAGACUGAGGAAGGAAUGGGCUCAAUGGUGAAUUUGCAGAUGACCGCUUCUACCAUAUUGCCCAGCAUGGGGGUUUUGAAUUAAAUGCCUAGCCAAGCCGAGCAGAACAAGCCCAGUCGUCGAAAUAUGAAGAAAGUGUCCUGGGCGCCAGAGACCAAUUUAUGUCAGGUUAGAUUAUUUCUUGCUGAAGAUGCACCUCUGCAGGCAGGUCAGGUUGGAGUUCAAGAUCAACUGCAAGCAAAGAAACGCUUGUUGUGGCAUCCAAUGGAAUCUGGAUUUGAUUAUGAUUUACCUCCUGGAUUUGGAAGAAGUGUUCCAUCACAGUGUACACCAGAAGAACCUUGCAUGGAGCCACAGACAGCAUGGCGAAUACCUCCCAGGUUUGUUAUCAAUCAUUCAUGGAAAGUAGCUGUUGGAGAUGACAGUGAAGAGAUUAAAACACAGUGUGAGCGUGAAGUAAGGUUUUUGGAAGCUGUAUAUCCCCGACCAUCAGCUAUUCCGCCAAGCCCUGUGGAGCCAACUGAACCUUAUGGGGAACUUGAUGAUUCUGAAACCGCUCUCAUCCCAUUGACACCUAUAGAAGAAGAGGAGGUGGGAGAUCUUGAAGAUUCCACUCCAGUGUUUAGCUCACAUGAAAGCUCGCAGUCAUCAGGGAAUAAUUCUAGUGGAGUAUCUCUAUUUGGAGGCAAUAAUAUUCAUGGACCAUUGUUGAAUUCCACUGCAAUGCAAUCAUUUGGUGACGAUUCAAACACCAGAGCUGAAGAACCAAAAAACAUACCCACAUCCCCAUCUAAUCUUACAAUUGAACCAGAUGUUGCUGCAGCAGCUAAAGCUGCUUUCUUUGCAAUAAUGAGAUCUAAUGAGGAAGGAAGUAUGAUUGAUCCAGAUUUGCUGAUUAAAAUACUUAGAAAUCCACAAAUAAUUCAAACUCUGAGUGCUCAGCCCAACAAAAAUGAUAAUACACAAAUGGAGGGAAUUCCUACCUCAUUACCAAUUAACACAAACGUUAAUGGGAAUGAAUCUACACUCAAAUUUCAACAUGAAUUAAAUCCUACAAACAUUUGUAAACCUCAAGCUACACCCUCUGUAAAUCCUGGAAUUAAUAAAAGUGGAGAAAUUCUAUCUAGUAAUAUUCAAGCACCAUUAAAUCCACCAAUCUCAGAGGCAAAAGUAUAUGUUACAACUGAAUUGGGAUCUCAGCCAUCAGAACGGUUAGAGUUCUCUAAUGCAAGGCAUAUGCCAAUGUCAUCUCCAGCUUUAGUAUCUUCAAGUAAUGGGCUUGCCACUUCACAAUUUAUGCCAAGGCCUGCAACAGUUGUUCUCCCUACAUCUUCUGCGCAAGUUGCAUGUCAGACUCCAAAGGGAGUCACAGUUACCGCUCCAAUGAUUACGGGAGGCCCAAAAUGGACAGGCACACAAAAUGAACAGUACUAUAAGAGUCUAAUUCAACAGCAUGGCGGGCCCAACAAAAAUGAUCAUGUCAAUCAAAAUGGUCUGCAAUACCGCAAAGAGCUUAUUCAUCAGCAUGGUGUACAGCAAGGUAUCGAGCGUGGUGGUCAGCUACAACCUGGGAAUCUGGGUGGGCUCUGUGGAGUAGAUAUGAAUAAAUCUAAAUUUCGAAAGCCUUGCUUGUAUUUUAACUCCCCCAAAGGAUGUCGGCGAGGUUCAAGCUGCACAUUUCUCCAUGAACUCAUUGAACGCCCUAAAAUAGACGAGAAUGAUCUCAAGAGGGCAAAGAUUGAAAUUGAAGCCUCUGGAAGGCAUUGAGAUGAACAAAUCAGGGAUAGUGGAGUAGUGUGAGACUAUGAUCUAACUCUUGUCACCUUGAAAACCCUAACCAUUUGGUCUGCUUUGGAAAACAACUGUAUAAUGGAAUCAACCAGCACUUUGAAAAAGCAAACCAGCAAGUGACAUGUUGGGUGGAUGGAAAGGCUUAAACACAAAUGGUGGGAGGGUGGGUUCCACUGUAAUUUAGAAGAUUCAGGGAUGUGAGAAAGGUGUAUCCUGUUGUAAUAUGACAGCUUGAGGAAUGUGAGAAAGGAGUACCCUAUGAAAAAGGAGUAGCCUUUUGUAAUAUGAAAGCUCGAGGGAUUUCACAUUGAAGGCGCCCGAGGUUGACCUUGUUGGAGGGUGAUUCAGUCUAUGUUUGUAAAAUCUGAGAUCCAUUGGUGGAGGUUGACUGACCAUCAAGGGAUAUCACAGAUGCCACAAUUUUGUUAUCUACUGUUCUUCAAUGGUGUUGUAUUCUCAUCUUGUAAAGCGCACAAGCCCUUAAUCUUA
Messenger RNA from Cryptomeria japonica (Japanese cedar), 3696 nucleotides. RefSeq names its product zinc finger CCCH domain-containing protein 30. Gene Ontology annotation, molecular function: metal ion binding. The record is from RefSeq and is a predicted model, not a curated record. Lineage: Eukaryota; Viridiplantae; Streptophyta; Pinopsida; Cupressales; Cupressaceae. The transcript is spliced from 5 exons. The coding region runs from base 1501 to 3183 and encodes 560 amino acids.